AUGGAUGACUUCACCGUUGCUCCUUACAAUGGUCAGCAGCUAGUUUAUGCUACUGCCUAUGGCCAAGGUGGUUGGAAGUCUAUGGGCUUUAGCCCUGUGUCGGAUCUGAACAACCUUGGUUCUGCGUCGCAGACUCUUCAGACCGGUACCGCUGUGGCCCCAACUCUGUUCUAUUUCAGACCUAAGGGUAUCUGGAUCUUGGCCCAUCAAUGGGGCCCUACCAAGUUCUCAUACAGGACUUCAAACAACCCUACCAACGUCAAUGGUUGGUCUCAACCACAACCUCUCUUUACUGGAGAAAUUGCCAAUGCACGAUUCGGCCCCAUCGAUCAAACCAUCAUUGGCGAUAGCAGAAACAUGUACUUGUUCUUCUGCGGCGACAAUGGUAGAAUUUACCGCGCGUCCAUGCCUAUCGGCAACUUCCCUGGAAACUUUGGAUCGAAUUCCCAGAUUAUCCUGCAGGAUACUGAAGACAACCUUUUCGAAGCCGUUCAGGUUUAUACCGUCCAAGGACAGAACAAAUAUCUGAUGAUUGUUGAGGCCAAGGGUAGAAAUGGUCGGUUCUUCCGAUCUUUCACCGCGAACAGCCUUGAUGGUCAGUGGACUGUCAAUGCUGGCACCGAAAGCAACCCCUUCGCCGGCAAGGCAAACUCAGGCGCCACCUGGACCAACGAUAUCAGCCACGGAGAGCUGAUCCGCACUGCCAACGAUGAGACAUUCCCCAUUGACCCUUGUAACUUGAAGCUUCUGUACCAAGGACGCAACCCCAGCAUCAAUGUCGACUACAACCUCCUGCCAUACCGCCCCGGUCUCCUGACACUCCGUCGAUAG
Molecule: messenger RNA, 831 nt
Organism: Fusarium pseudograminearum CS3096
Lineage: Eukaryota; Fungi; Ascomycota; Sordariomycetes; Hypocreales; Nectriaceae
Exons: 2
Coding region: 1-831 (276 amino acids)
Biological process (GO): L-arabinose metabolic process
Molecular function (GO): alpha-L-arabinofuranosidase activity
Source: RefSeq, a predicted model, not a curated record